CAUACCUCAUGAUCCUGGUCCCAACUGCUGUGUGAGCUACUUUCUGCCGCUGUGAUAAAACGCCACGACCAGAAACUUAUGGAAAGAAGUUCAUUUUGGUGUAUGGUUGCAGAGGGAGGAGAGUCCAUCAUGGUUGGGAGACAUGGCAGCAGACAGGCAUGACAGCUGAAGUGGGAAGCUGAGAGCUCAAGCCUUCAACAUUAAGCAGGAAGUGGUGAAAGCAAACAGGAGACGUCGUGAAACAAGAAAUGCCUAAAGGUGGCCCCAGCAUUGUACUUCCUCUAGGUUUUUGGGAGAGCCAAUUGGAACUCCGAAAGCGAUUCGGACGUCUGUGUGGGUACUAUCUUGGUCGUGGGAUGCCCGUUGUUAUUUCUGAGCCAGACGUGAUCAAGCAGACGUUGGUCGAGAACUUCAGUAACUUUUCCAACAGAAUGGCCUCAGGUCUGGAACCCAAGCUAGUAACAGACAGCAUCCUGUUGUUGCGUGGCAGAAGAUGGGAAGAAGUCAGAGGUGCCCUGAUGUCUGUAUUCAGUCCUGAAAAGUUGAAUGAGAUGACACCUCUCAUCAGCCAAGCCUGUGAACUUCUCCUGGCUCACUUAAAAAGCUAUGCAGCAUCUAGAGGUGCAUUCGACAUCCAGAGGUGUUACUGCUGCUACACCACAGAUAUGGUGGCCAACAUGGCCUUUGGCGUCCAGAUGGACUGGAAUGCUCCAGAAGAUCCCUAUGUACAACACUGCCGGCGUUUCUUUGCCUUCGCCUGGCUCCCCAGGCCUCUCCUGGCUUUACUCUUGUCAUUUCCAUCCAUAAUGGUCCCAUUGGCCCGGAUUCUGCCCAAUAAGAACCGAGAUGAAGUGAAUGGCUUUUUUAACAAACUCAUUAGGAAUGUGAUUGCCUUACGGGACCAGCAAGCAGCAGAAGAGAGGCGAAGAGACUUCCUGCAGAUGGUGCUGGAUGCCCAGCACAGCAUGAGCUCGGAGGGCGUGGAAAGCUUUGACAUGGUCACAGAAGCCCUGUCCUCUACCGAGCGCACAGAAGACCCACCCCAAAGGAACCAUCCUACAUCUGUGUCUAAGCCUUUAACAGUGGAGAAAAUUGUGGGCCAGGCCUUCCUUUUCCUCACUGCUGGCCACGAGAUCAUAACGAACAUGCUCUCCUUCAUCACAUACCUGCUGGCUACCCACCCUGACUGCCAGGAGAGGCUCCUGGAAGAGGUGGACCUCUUCAUGGAGAAGCAGCCAGCUCCGGAGUACCGCAGCCUGCAGGAAGGCCUGCCCUAUCUGGACGUGGUGAUUAAGGAGACCCUGAGGAUGUACCCACCAGCUUUCAGGUUCACACGGGAGGCAGCACAGGACUGUGUGGUGCUGGGACAGCAUAUCCGAGGUACUGUGCUGGAGAUAGCUGUGGGUGCCCUACACCAUGACCCAGAGCACUGGCCAUACCCUGAGACCCUUAAUCCUGAAAGGUUCACAGCAGAGGCCUGGCUUCAGCAGAGGCCCUUCAUGUACCUGCCCUUUGGAGCUGGUCCCAGGAGCUGCCUCGGGGUGCGGCUGGGGCUGCUGGUGGUCAAGCUGACGCUACUCCAGGCCCUACACAAGUUCCACUUUGAAGCUAGCCCUGAGACCCAGGUUCCACUUCAGGUAGACUCCAGAUCUGCCCUAGGCCCUAAAAAUGGAGUCUACAUCAAGAUUGUGUCACGCUGA
Molecule: messenger RNA, 1700 nt
Organism: Psammomys obesus (fat sand rat)
Lineage: Eukaryota; Metazoa; Chordata; Mammalia; Rodentia; Muridae
Gene: Tbxas1
Product: thromboxane A synthase 1
Molecular function (GO): oxidoreductase activity, acting on paired donors, with incorporation or reduction of molecular oxygen; monooxygenase activity; thromboxane-A synthase activity
Source: RefSeq, a predicted model, not a curated record